Messenger RNA from Ostertagia ostertagi, 447 nucleotides. NCBI's taxonomy places the organism in Eukaryota, Metazoa, Nematoda, Chromadorea, Rhabditida, Trichostrongylidae. The record is from the annotation of a GenBank genome assembly.
AUGUCAUUUCAAAACGACACUGGAGUACCGGUAGUGUCCACGGGCAGUCAAUAUGAUCACCAAUACCACACUAGCCUUCAGAGCAAUCGCCAUGAUGAGAACAGAAUUGGCCAAACCGCACCCAUGUAUGAUCCGUACUAUUCGGCAAGAACCACGUCAUUCAGCAACGAGUCAUCAUCUGUAUGCUCGUCCUCAUCUACCGCUGCUUCACCGCAUUAUCACAGUGAAAGCGAAAAUUACAGUCCACAUGCGAGCAGAUACUAUGGCAAAUUAGCUCCAAGAGAAGUUGACGAGACGAAGAUGUAUUCGCGAUCCGUGUGCGGGUCAAAUAGUGAUAAUGGCAUAACCACAGUCAGCAACCUCUCUAAUAUGCCGCGACGUCGUGGACGUCAGUCGAAGGACGAGCAAGCUGGCUGCCGCCAAUCGUCUACCGCUGUCGGCUCGUGA